AUGAAGAAGAUUGACCAGACGUCUUUCAAAUGGUUUAAAAGCUCAAGUAACAAUAAGUCAAUCAAGGUUGUCACCCGCAGAUACCCGAUCGACGGUCACCUCGCUCACGCGUUUACAGGAGGAAGGAUGGCUCUAGACACCGAGCGGAAGGAGCUGCUGUUGAAAACGCUGAUGGAGCUGGGGGAGGAUGACUUCGAGUCCUUCAAGUUCUACACGGACCUGCCUCAAAGCGUACGUGAAAACCCCAGCCGGGUGUACAUUGCUGAGGAGCUGGUGAAGAAGCAUGGAAAGAACACUCUGGAGGAGACCAUCAAGAUUCUGCAGAAGAUCGGGAACAACAACUUGGCCGAGAUGCUGCGCAAUGACGUUCUGAAAGUACAAGGUCCAGUCUUCUCCGUCCAUGAUGGCGAUCAGCUUGCCAGAUUAAAGGGAGACCUGCAGGACAACCUGCAGAGAUUAUACAUCUUUGCUCCCGAAGGCAACACCGAGCACUGGGAGCAGCAGCCUCUGGCGGAUGUCUACACACAGCUGGACGUCACCUACGGGGCCGACAUCAGCCCCGACGAGCGGCACGAGGUCCUCCAGAUGGAGAUGCGUGCCCAAGCGGCUAAGAAGUCUAUCCUGCCGUGCGACAUCUUCAAAAGCCCUGAUGGAAAGCCGCGCCCCAUACGUACGCUGCUCACUGUCGGCUUUGCAGGAAUGGGGAAAACCUUCCUGGUGCAAAAGUUUGUGUGGGACUGGGCCAGCGGUAAUACCAACCUGGACAUGGACUUCAUAUUUCCCUUCACCUUCCGCGAAUUGAACAUGGACAAAGGGGAAAGCUUUACAUUGGGUGAGCUUAUCCGACGCUACGUCUGCGAGAGCAGGCACAUGAGCGAAGAGACGUUGAACAGUAUCCUUGCCGGCCUGCAGGAAUCCAGGAAGCGAGACUACGAAAGCAGUGACAUCAAGGUUUUGUUUGUCCUGGACGGACUGGACGAGUGCAACUUCAAAAUGGAAUUGAAGAACAGGGCGAAAGUGGACCUCGACGUGAAGAAGGCCUACCCGCUGCCGAUGCUCGUGGCGCACCUCAUCAAGAAGAACCUUCUUCCCUGCGCGCGGCUUUGGAUCACCACGCGGCCCGCGGCCGCACGCAUUAUCCCUUCCAACCUCAUUGACAGCAAAACAGAGGUGAGAGGAUUCAGCGAUUCCCAGAGGCUGGAGUACUUCAGGAAAAGGUUCCCAAAUGAGGAGCGAGUCAUCAGGCACAUCCAGAAAUGUCGCACCAUCUUCAUCAUGUGCCACAUGCCCAUCUUCUGUUGGCUCAUCGCCACAGUUCUUCAGGAUCAUUUGGACAAAGGGAUGGAGGGAGAACUUCCCACAACACUGACCAACAUGUACGUGUGGUUUGCACUUCACCACCUGGAAAACUCCAUGGAGAGACAGACGACAGAGUACAUCCAUUACGUGAAAGCGCUAGCAAAGCUGGCAUUUCACCACACAAUGAAUAAGCGUCAGAUCUUCUACGAGAAGGACCUGGUGGACAGUGGUUUUGAUUACAACCAAGCCGCAAAACACUGUGGUUUAUUUACAGAGGUCUUUAAGGAGGUCCGUCCACUCAGAAGCAACAAACAAAAGAUGUAUCAGUUUGUUCAUCUGACCAUCCAGGAGUUCCUGGCCGCACUGUACGUGAUGAUGAGCCUCUUCAACGACAACAAGAACGUACUAGCUGAUUCAAAAUGGACACCAAAAGGUUUUUCAAUGCCUUCUAAGCAGAAAACAAUCAUUGACGUCCACAAGUCAGCUCUCCAGAAAGCCUGUGAGAGUGAAGGAAACCUGGACCUUUUCCUCCGCUUCCUAAUUGGCCUUUCCUUGCAGUGCAACCAGGAACUAUUGGGGAAACUGCUGAAGGCUCCUCAGGACUGCGGACAAAGCAAGUCAAAGACAGUCAAGUUGAUCAAGAAAAUGAUGAAACAAAACACCCCUGAGAAGAACAUCAACUUGUUCUACUGCCUAAACGAGCUGAAGGACGACUCCUUACUUGAGCAGAUCCAGCUGGAACUACUUCCAAGAGACCGGUUCUUGCGGUGCAAAAAGCUGUCGUGGCGCAACAAGCCAAACGAAAUGUGGUCAGCCCUUGCCUUCUUCUUACUGACCUCCGAUGAAGCCAUGAAUAUCUUUGUCCUGGGGAAUUACUCCGCAUCGCCGUUAGGGCUCAAGAAGCUGCUGUCGGUGGUCAAGGCUUCUGAAAUUUCAUUUCUAAGUAAUUGUCACCUGGACAAAGGCAGCUGUCGCCUGCUGGCUUCCGUUCUCAGCUCUCCAUCCAACCUGAGGUUUCUGGACCUGAGCCGGAACAAUCUGACAGAUGAGGGGGUCGAGUUCCUCUCAGAGGGACUGGUUAGCCCACACUGCAUCUUACAAGUCCUCCAUCUAUCAGGCUGCAGGAUCACAAAGCGAGGAUGCAUUCCAUUGGCCGAGGCUCUCAAGUUAAAACCCUCCCAUCUUCAGGAGCUGGACCUGAGCUACAACAACCUGUCGGACGAGGGGGUGGAGAUCCUCUCAGAAGGACUGGCCAGCCCGCACUGCAUCUUAAAACGCCUUAAGCUGUCACGGUGUGAAAUCACGAAUAAAGGAUGCGUUUCAUUGGCCAAGGCUCUUAGGCUAAACCGCUCCCAUCUUCAAGAGCUGCACCUGUGGGGCAAUAAAAUGGGAAAAGGAGGGAAAAGGGUCUUAUUGGACCUCCAAAAAGAUCCCAGCUGUAGCCUCAAGACUAUCAACUUAAGUCUCCUUCAGAUUUUGUUCGUUCCCAUGUACUUUCCUGAGGAGCAACUCGACACCAACCUGCUGGUGACCUUCUACCGGUCAGCCAUUGAGAGCCUGCCGACCUAUGCUGUGUGA
Nerophis lumbriciformis (worm pipefish) is the source of this 2877-nucleotide messenger RNA. The record is from RefSeq and is a predicted model, not a curated record. Lineage: Eukaryota; Metazoa; Chordata; Actinopteri; Syngnathiformes; Syngnathidae.